AUGCCGGAUGAUAGUGAAGCACCGAUUGCUUUUGGCUCCAGAACAUUACAGGGCGCGGAACGAAAUUAUUCACAGUUGGAUAAAGAAGCGCUAGCGAUUAUGUUUGGUGUGCAAAAGUUUCAUCAAUUUUUAAGUGGUAGACAAUUUACAAUAAUGACUGAUCAUAAACCACUAGUGGGGUUAUUCAACCCAGAAAAACCAAUAUCACAGCAUAUAUCACCCAGAAUGUUAAGGUGGUCGUUAAAGUUAGGCGCUUACCAGUACGAGAUUAAAUUCCGAGAAGGGAAACAUCACCAGAAUGCAGAUGCAUUGAGCCGGUUACCUUUAAAUGAUGUAAAGCUACAAAUACCGGAAAUACCUGAAAUAUUAUAUUGCAAUGAGGCUGAGGAACAGUUUUUAAUCACUGCGAAAGACAUUGCACAAGCAACCAGAAGAGAUCCAGUACUAUCAAAAGUAAUGUGGCAUAUCCAAAGGAAAGAUACAGUUUUGCCAUAUAAAUUAAUCCAGUUUAAACCGUUUGUGAAUAAAAUCCAGGAACUAUCAGUGAAUGCACAAUGUUUGUUAUGGGGAGCCAGGGUAAUAAUACCAGCAAUGCUACGUCCCAGAAUACUUAAGAUGUUGCACGAAGGCAUGUCGGCAAUGAAAGCAGUUGCGCGAAGCUAUUUUUGGUGGCCUGGUUUAGAUGAAAAUAUAGAAAUGUUAGCCAGACGUUGUGAAAAGUGUGCAUGUAACAAAAAGAAUCCUUCAGUAGCGGCAGGUAAACCAUGGCCAGCAACGCUAAGGCCAUGGUCCCGGUUACAUAUUGAUUAUGCGGGACCCUUUAUGGGUACAAAUUUUUUUAUCGUCGUAGAUGCUCAUAGCAAGUGGGUAGAGGUAAAAAUAACCAGUACAAUAAAUGCGAUUAGAACAAUCGAGUUAAUGAGAGAAAUAUUUGCAACACACGGAAUACCAGAUACCAUUGUGUCCGAUAAUGGGCGAACGUUUGUGUCAGAAGAAUUUGAGAAAUAUUUAAAACUUAGCGGUAUAAAGCACAUACGUACGGCACCGUAUCAUCCAUCGUCAAACGGGCAAGCAGAAAGGUUUUAA
Messenger RNA from Teleopsis dalmanni, 1086 nucleotides. RefSeq lists its product as uncharacterized. Lineage: Eukaryota; Metazoa; Arthropoda; Insecta; Diptera; Diopsidae. Gene Ontology annotation, biological process: DNA integration. The transcript has a single exon. Bases 1 to 1086 code for a protein of 361 amino acids. Gene Ontology annotation, molecular function: nucleic acid binding. The record is from RefSeq and is a predicted model, not a curated record.